Messenger RNA from Hypanus sabinus (Atlantic stingray), 6149 nucleotides. RefSeq names its product ovarian cancer G-protein coupled receptor 1 (gene gpr68). The record is from RefSeq and is a predicted model, not a curated record. The coding region runs from base 5086 to 6135 and encodes 349 amino acids. The transcript has 3 exons. Gene Ontology annotation, biological process: G protein-coupled receptor signaling pathway; cellular response to pH. Gene Ontology annotation, cellular component: membrane. NCBI's taxonomy places the organism in Eukaryota, Metazoa, Chordata, Chondrichthyes, Myliobatiformes, Dasyatidae. Gene Ontology annotation, molecular function: G protein-coupled receptor activity.
GCGUUUUGGAAUCAAGAAGGAGGUGGUGUUGGGUCUUCUGAAGAUUAUUAAAGUGGAUAAGCCCCCAAGGCCUGAUAGGAUAAAUACCAGUUCAUUGAGAAAGGCAAGAGAGGAGAUUGUUGAGGCCUUGACUAAGAUCUGUUUAGCAGUGUGGAGGAACUGAAGGAUUUUGGGGUCCAUGUCCAUAGACCACUCUAAGUUGCUACAUAAGUUGAUACGGUGGUUAAGAAGACAUAUUUUGUGUUGACCUUCAUUAGUCGGGGUAUUGAGUUCAAGAGCGACAAGAUAAUAUUGCAGCUCUAUAAAAUUCUGGUUAGGCCGCAUUUGGAGUGUUCAGUUCUAAUCACCUCAUUAUAGGAAGGGUGUAGAAGCUUUUGAGAGGGUGGACAGGAGAUUUACCAGAACACUGCCUGGAUUAGAGAGCAUGUCUUAUCAAGAUAGACUGAGCUGGCUAGGACAUUUCUCUUUGGAAUGAUGAGAGGUAACUUGACAGAGGUGUACGGGGUGAUAAGAUAAUUCUAUUGUGUUUCUCAUAUUUAUUGUGAAUGCCUGCAAGAAAAUGAAUUUCAAUGUUGUAUAUGGUACUUUGAUAGUAAAUUUACUUUGAACUUCAAAAGGCAUAGAUUAAGUGGAUAGUCGAAAGAUUUUUAGCCAGGAAAUGGCUAAUACAAGGGCACAUAAUUUUAAGGUAAAUAGAGGAAAGUUCAGGGGAGAUGUCAGAGGUAGGAUUUUACCAAGAGAGUGGUGUGUGUGUGUGGUACAUCCUGCCAGUAGUGGUGGUAGAGGCAGAAACAGUACAUUAGAGACAUUUAAGAACCUUUUUGAUGGGCACAUGGAGGAUAGAAAAAUGAAGGGCUAUAUACGAGAGAAGAGUUAAAUUGAUCUUGGAGCAAGUUAAAAUUAGCACAGCAUCAUGGACCAAAAGGCCUGUACUGUACUGUGCUGUACAGUUCUUUGUUCCAUGUUGUAUGUUCUAUCUUCGUAGUUUCACUAGCAAAAGGUGAAGUCCCAGGAAACAGGAGAGUAGCCAAUGUUUUUCCAUUGUUAAAGAAAGGAAAUUGGGAUAAUCCAGAGAAUUAUAGGCCAGUUAACCUUAAACCAGUAGUACAGCAGCAAAUGGAGUAGAUUCUUAGGACUAACUCUCAUUUGGAAAAGUAUGGGCUAAUUAAGGACAGUGAGGGUGGCCCUGUGCAGGUAAUAUCAUAGCUUACAAAGUUGAUUAAGUGUUUUGAGGAUGUGACAAAGGUGAUAGAUAAGGGUAGGGCAAUGCAUGUUGCCUACAUAGACCCUGGUAAGAUAUUUCACAAGGUCUCUCAUGGUAGACUGACUCAGAAGAUUAAGCAACAUGGGAUCCAGUGCGACUUGGUAGAUUAGAUUAGAACUGGCUUGCUCGUAAAACUCAGAGCGUAGUGGUGAAGGUUUGUUAUUCUGGCUGGAGGUCCAUGACAUGUGGAAUUCUACAAUGAUUGGGGUGUCUGAUGUUUAGGAUUAGAUUUGGAUGAAAAUGUAGAUGGUUAGAAAAUUGGAGAAGACACAUAAGUUGGUGGAGUUGCAGACGUUGAAGAUGGUUGCCAUGGGAUUAAAAUCAGUUGUACAAACGUUUGUAGAUAUGGGCAGACAAAUGGCUGAUUUGUUUAUUCUGGGCAAAUGUGAGAUGUUCCACUUUAAGAGGUCAAAAUAGAGGGAUGUCCCUUUAGAACAGUGAUGAGGAGGAAUUCCUUUAGCAAGAGGGUGUCGAAUGUGUGGAAUUCAUUGCCACAGACAGCUGUGGAGGCCAAGUCAUUGGGUAUAUUUAGAGAAGAGGUUGAUUGUUUCUUGACUAGUAAGGACAUCAAAGAUUAUGGGGAAAAGGCAGGAGAAUGGGGUUGAGAAGGAUGAUAAAUCAGCCACGAUGGAAUAACAAAGCAGAUUUGAGGGCUGAAUGGCUGAAUUUUGUUCCUAUGUCUUAUAGUCUUAAGAGUCAGAAAGUUGUGUUGCAGUUGUAUAAACAUUUGGUUAGGCUGCACUUAAAGCAAAGCAGGAAGGAUGUGGAGGGUUUGGAGAGGGUACGGAAGAGGUUCCGGGAUUAGAGACAGGAAAUAUUGGAUAAACUUGGAUGGCUUUUUUCUGGAGCAUCAGAGGUUGAGGGGAGCCAUGACAGAAAUGUUUUAAAUGAUGAUAGACACUCAGAAUCUUUUUUUUCAAAGGCAGAAAUGUCAAAUCCUAGACAAAAUGCAUUUAAGGUGGGGGGGGGGGAAUAUUUGAAGGAGAUGUGUGGGACAGCAUUUUUUAAACACAGAGAAUGGUGGGUGGCUGGAAUGUGCUGCUGGGGUGCUAGUAGAGGCAGAUACAAUAGUGGUGUUGAAGUUGAUAGACACAUGAUUCCACAGGGACUGGAGGGAUAUGGACCAUGUGCAGUUUUAGUUUAAUUUGGUAUCAUUUUCGUACUGACUUCAGGGCUGAAGGGCCUAUUCCUGUGCUAUACAUUUGUGUGUUCUGUGUUUCGUGUUCUAUGUUACCACCUGUCAUGGAUCCUCUCCCCUAAAUGUGACAGAUAACUCUUCUUCUCACUCUGCCAACUCUCUGAAAUAGAUAGAGAGAAGUUAGAAAUACCAAAUGUGUCAGGCAGCAUCUGUGUGUGUGUGUGUCAGGGCCGGGGAUGACCAGAAACAGAUAUAACUUGAAAUAUUCUCCCCUUCCUCUCCCCCUCCCCUCCCUGUCUCCCCCCCCCCCCACCUCUCUCUGACCUGAUGAGUGUUUGUAGCAUUUCACAAUUUCAUUUCGUAAUUUACAGCAUCUACAAUUUUUAAUUCUUUUUGAUUCUGGCACUUUAAGGUUCAAGUUCUAGUUGAACUGUCAUUCAACCAUACCCAAGUACAGCCAAACAAAACAGCUUUCCUCCGGGACCAAGGUGCAAAACGAGGUACCAACUGCAUAUAGCACACAACACAUAUAGCUACAACAGCAGAAAACCAUUCAGUCACAGAAAAAUAACAUAGGCUUAUUCCCUGAUUAGCAUGUCUCUUAGACUGAUGGUGAAUGGGAGGUUGCCCUGGUCCUGCUUGUUGUUCCACUGAGUGAACGUGAGCGUAGCAACCAACGCUGUAAGACGUACGUGCCCAUCCGUCUGCCUCCAUGUGCGUGCAUGCCCAAUUGCGUGUGUCUGUAUGGCACUACUAUAUGUGUAUGGGUAUUUAUUUCUUCUCACUGUCACUUCCUUUUCUCACUCAAGUUUUCUCUUUCAUACUGUUGUUCUCUUUCUCACUUUCUAUUUCUCUACAUCUCACUCUCAGUCUCUUAUUCUCCCUUUCUAUUUCUCUCUUUCACAUGCUCUCAUUCUCUCCACCUCUCGCUGCUGUGACCCUGUAAUUUCCUUUGGGAUCACUGUCUAUCACUGCCUCUGGAAUGCUCUCCGUAGCUCUCUAUCGCCCUCUAUUGUUCUGCAAAGCACUUUCUUCAGUCAUUCACACUCACUCACUCUUUCUUCUUCACUCCCCUCCCAUUCUUCUCCACUUCCCUUCCGCAUUGACAUUUAGCUUCCGAAAUAAACUUGCUUCUAGUUGGUUCAAAAGGAAACGGGUUUAAAAAUCAAAGAAGAAUGGGGGUGGGGGAGGUUCUCAUUGAAACCUAUCACGUAUUAAAGGGCCUAGACAGAAUGGACCUGGAGAGGAUAUUUUCUAUAGUGGGGGAGUCCAGGACCAGAGGGCACAGCCUCAGAAUAUAAGGAUGUCCCUUUAGAACAGAGAUGAGGAGGAUGGUGAAUCUGUGGAAUUCAUUGCCACGGAUGACUGUGGAGGCCAUGUCAUUGGGUAUAUUUAAAGCAAAGGUCGAUAGAUUCAUAAUUAGUAAGGGAGUCAAAGGUUACGGGUAGACGACUGGAGGACAGUAAACCAGCCAAAAUCAAAUGACAGUGCACACUUGAGGGGCCAAAUGGCCCAAUUCUUCUCCUAUUUCCUAUAGUCUUUGAAAUGGGUUUUUCUCUUUGGAGUGAAGGAGUAUAAGAGGUGUCAUGAUAGAGGAGUAUAAGAUGAUUAAAGGACUUUGAUAGAGUGGAUGGCUAGUGACUUUCUCCCCAGUGUUGAAAUGGCUAUUACAAGAAGGCCUAAUUUUAAGCUGUUUGUAGGAACGUACAGGGGGAAUGUCAGAGGUAGUUUUUUUACACAGAAAAUCGUGAGUCUGUGGACCCUUCUGCUGGGGGUGCUGGCAGAGGUAGAAACAUUAGGGGCAUUUAAGAGACUUGGAUGAAAGGAAAAUGGAAGGUUAUGUGACGGGGAAGGGUUUGAUUGAUCUUAGAGUAGGUUAAAGUGUCAGUACAACAUUGUGGACCGAAGGGCCUGUAUUGUGCUGUGCAGUUCUCUGUUCUAUGAACUGUGUGGAGAGUCAUCGGUGUUUAAGUUUCAGGGUGGGGAGAGAGUGUUGGGAAGUGCCUCCCCAUGCUAGACAGGGCGACAAGUCACUGAUAUUGCAGAAACCAAGACCCCUUGGAGUUAAAAUCUUAACAGGUCGGGAAUGUUUAAAUGCUGGAGGCCAAGGAGGAAAAUGGGAAUUUACACCGAGGCAGUUCCCCUUUGCCAUGGCUCCACAUCGGACUCGGGGAGAGAGCACUGCAGGAGUUAUCAGUGUGUGGAGACACUCGGAUUUGUGAACGGGACGCAUGGCCGCUGAAGCUGACCACCCACUCCCACGCAGCAGUCUUUUUCUGGCGAACCUCAGCUUCGACAUACGAAGGCAGAGUUGCACAGAGAAAGCCCGAAGAUUAUCAGAUUGUAUCUCCAAUGCUUUCAUCCACAUGCAAUCACAAGGCGACAAACACUGAGGACAAGCCGAGAUACAACACGGUAUCAAGUCCUUGCAGCCCAAGCAGUCCACCAGUGUGAACUAUUAACCUAUUAAUCUGCACGCCUUUUGAAUGUGUGGAGGAAACCGGAGCACCCGGAGGAAAUGCACGUGGUCACGGAGAGAACAUACACACUCCUUACAGACAAAGACGCACAAGCUUAAGUGAAGAAGAAUUUAAAGGAUCAGGUCUUUUUGCCACAUAAAUCAGUCCCCUGGCAGGGAACCCAAGUCUAGUUUCGCAAGGAAGCUUCUGCCUGACUUUGGAAGAUGACCAACUGUACCAUUGACCACGGGAUCCAUCAGAAGGUCUUCCCCACUGUUUACAUCUUGGUCUUCAUCAUCGGCUUACCCACUAACCUGCUGUCGCUGUACCACAGCUACCUGCAGAUCAAGAACAAGAACGAGCUAGGGAUCUAUCUCUGCAACCUAACCAUUUCGGACCUCCUGUACCUCACCUCCCUGCCCUUGUGGGUGCAGUACAUCCUGCAGCACGACGACUGGAUCUUUUCGCCAGAGCUGUGCAAGCUCAGCGGCCUGCUGCUCUACCAGAACAUCUACAUCAGCAUUGGCUUCCUCUGCUUCAUCUCUGUCAACCGCUUCCUGGCCGUCGCCUAUCCCAUGAACUUCAAGUCCAUGCACACUUUGAAAGCUGCACUCCUCAUCAGCGCCGUAAUCUGGAUCAAGGAGAUCGUAGUCUGCACCCUUUUCAUUGGCAGUAAGGUCCUCAGCAAGGAUGAUGAAAACGAUACCUUGUGCUUCGAGCACUACCCCCUGAGCCACAAGGACAUCAACUUAAAUUAUUACCGUCUCUCCAUUGGCUUCUUCCUCCCACUGGUCUUGUUAAUCUUCUCUUACUGCAAGGUGCUGUCGGUAGUACAUAAGAGUCACGGACUCCAACUGGAAAGGAAGCUCAGGAUUAAAAGGCUGGUGUCGGCAACCAUCAUCAUUUUCUUGGUCUGCUUUGCCCCCUAUCACAUUUUCCUGAUGGUGCGGACCUUCUUCGAGCGAAGCUGUGAAUUUGUUGUUAACAUUUUUGACGUCUAUCACUGUGGGCUUCUGCUGACCAGUUUAAACUGCGUGGCCGAUCCUAUCUUGUACUGUUUUGUCUCCCGCAGCUCCCAAGGCUGGCUGGCCAGGUUCCUGGACCCUUUAACAAGCCUCGUCCGCUGCCAAAGGAGGCAGAGAGUUCAGAUGCUGGAGAUGAACACUAAGUUGCCGAUCACAACCACGAGACUUUCAUUUAAGGACAAUGAAAAAGAGAUGGAGAAUGGUUACAAUAAUGGAGCAAAGAUCCAGCUUGAUACAUACUCCCAGUAAUAUUUCCAAGGACC